AUGUCGAUACGGCCCGACCUGAAGACCCACCGCCACACUUAUGAGAAGACAGUACACAACAGCGGAGAUAAGGAAUCGGAAUUUACUCUGGACCUGAGCGUUUUGUCGCCCAGGAUACGAUUAGCCACCCGAAACCCAAAGUUCCGUUGCGUCGAGGCCGAAAACGCCGCUUCUCGCCUCUCCCUAUCAUAUUCCAUUUUCGCCCCGAACCUCUCCGCCGCCGUCGCCGUGACACCGCCGCCUGAGCCGUAUGGAUUACCAUCGUGGUGUGAGACGGCAGACAUUUUCAUGGAGGUGAGUUUAGUGGCGACAGAAUCGAAGCCGUCGUACCCGCCCCGUGGACGCGUUCCUUCGUCUGGAUUUACGACCCGGAAAGUGGACGUUGUUGUCGUCAUUCGAGUCGUAGCUAAUGGAUGGAUCCGGGAAGUCGAUGAUGUUGACGCGGUCGAGGACGGCGGUGCCUCGUUGGCAUCCUCUGCGGCCUCGCCCAAUGCAAUGUACCGAACGGCCUUGACGACAAUGGAGUGCACGACUUUUGUCAAAUCCCAUGACCAGAAGCCCAACACCCCAACAGUCGUCAACCCGAACAAUAUCGACCACCACACCAAGGCCCCGCCGACAAUGACACCAAAGAAUGGGGCCGAGCCACCCAUGUUGUGCAGCAGACGAAAUGGUGUGCGCUUAUCGCCUUAUAAGCGCUGUGCAUCGACGAUUUUCGGGAUCGAAGAAACGCCCCGCCUGCCACCGACGAUGACAAAAUCAGGGCUGAUCCGAUAUACGUGCCAAACCGGUAUCGCAAUGCGGAUGUCCAUUGGGCAAAGAACGGGAGAAUGUGGAGAAGGACGAAGGACAACAGCGAAAAGAGGAACAGUUGCAUCUGGUCGUCAAUUGACGACGGCUGAACAGGUGAAGGAGAUCUUCGACGGGUAUCGACCGACGCGCGGGACGAAUGCCGCUCAAAAUGCUCCGGUUUGGGUGUUGUGCUUCUCGAGUCCUCAAUCACCUCGUCCGAUGUUGGUACACGAGACCUCGGUGGUCGUUGUUGUUGAUUUUUCUGCCAAUACGAUGGGUCUGCCUGCUUUCCUCCGAUGGCAUGAUCCAUAUCUGUUCCGUCUGGCUCUGCAUCAUCCUCGUCAUCCACUAUUGUUUUGUCAGAAUACCAAUUCUGCAUCCCCCCACUUCGCGAGUCGAACGACGCCCGCGUCGGCUCCCCUUGAAAGUCCCUCCCUACCGGCAGCGAGUGGUCGUUCAUGCCGGCGCGUGAUGCUCCAUACAAACGCGGUGAGGGUGGUGACCGUGGUCCAGACAAUCCAGGCAUGGUCGAUAGGGGUCCAACUGGGGACGUUGAAGAGGAUCUUCGGUAUGCAUCGUGUGAUUGUGAAGCUGCCGAUAAGUGGUGAGUUGACGAGUCUGGGCGUAAAUAUGAGGAGGGUGGUGAAGACAGGCGGGGUGCGGGGUAUGGUUGAUGGGGGUGAUGGUGGUCCCGCGUGGAGUCGAGCGUACUGGACGCGGAAGACGAGGCUGCGGAGCAGGACCGCGGUGGUUGCGCGGACGUGCCAUAGGUGGAGGAAUACGGCAGAGGAUAUGGGGAGUAUUUGCCUGUCGCCGCAGACCCAGUGCCGGGGAGGUGUCCUCCUGGAUGUCCGUAGGAUGCAUAAUACGGCGAACUGUAGAGUGCCAGUUUGGGGGUUACCGUCAAAUGGGGUCGGCAGCAGCUCCACACGAACACGUAAGGUCAUCAACCUCACGCGCAGUACUGCCUUCACCCACACAUCACAUGGGACUCUCGGCUGCGGCGAUGCGCCAUGGAGCCAGGAAUGGCCCAGCUUCCAUCUCGGUUACCUGAACUCUAAAGCGAGGGGCGAGCCAGAAAGAUGA
Fimicolochytrium jonesii is the source of this 1878-nucleotide messenger RNA. RefSeq lists its product as uncharacterized. The transcript has 5 exons. Bases 1 to 1878 code for a protein of 625 amino acids. The record is from RefSeq and is a predicted model, not a curated record. NCBI's taxonomy places the organism in Eukaryota, Fungi, Chytridiomycota, Chytridiomycetes, Spizellomycetales, Powellomycetaceae.